GCUUCAGGAAACAUUACUUCGACCAUUUACCGCCGUGGCUGCCAUUGAAGCACCAGCGGCAUCCCGAUCUGCAGAUCAGCGCCUGGUGGACUUGGCCCAUGAGUCCGAGUGCCUGAAAGCCACGAUCGCUCGACAACAGGAGCAGAUUAAUGCCUUGCUGAAGCAGAAAGAGCCACUGAAAGCUGGGAAAGUGCCAGAGGAUCCAGAGGAGGAAGCCAGAAAUGAAAAUUGGACAUGUCACGACUGCACCUUUCAGAAUAUCCAAGAACUCCAGGAGUGUGAGAUGUGUGGUGCAGCCAGGUUCCAGUCGCAGCCCUCCAAGAAGCCUCGCCGAGCGGCCCCGGCUGUGAUCGACGUGCCCCUGGAAGCAUCUCCUGUUGCGGUCAGGGAUUUGUCCGACGGUCCACGAGAAUUUCUACGUCAAGCCACACAGGUGGUUGAAGCCAAUGUGACUUCUGGAUCGCAACAUGCCUCACAGGAGGAUCGCAAAGCUGAUGAGUCUGAGAUUUGUGAAGUCCCUUUCGAUGGUGAAUCAGCACCCUCACGGCCCCUAAAGCUCCGGCGCAAUUUCGUUGAAAGCCUUUGCCCCUACCAGAGACAUGGUGUGGCAUGGCUGUGGCAGCUUUACCUGCGAAAACAAGGAGGCAUUCUGGCGGAUGAGAUGGGGGAUGGUGCUAUAAACCGUCCAACGAUUCCGAUUUCCACUGGCACACUGGGACUCCAGCUCGGGCAAGCCUGUGCAUUGAUAGAGGCCAUGAACUCUCCUGGCGCCAGUCGGGCUCAUGUACUGGUGGUGAUGCCAGUUACCUUGUUGGACCAGUGGGCCAAGGAGUUGGCUCGAUGGUGUCCAGGCUGCCCAGUCUACAUCUACCACGGGUCUCCAGGGCAUCGACUGCGAGCAUUGAAGGCAGUGCUACGGCGAGGAGGUGUGUUGCUGACAUCCUAUGCCAUCAUCAAGAAUGAGGAGGACAAGUUGGCAUUUGUCAAUGCAUCUGAGAUGCUGAGCCCUGGGAACUGGCUGGGGAAACCGAAGCAACUUGGCAGAUUUGGCAGCUUAAGACCUCCAGAUAUUGAUGCCGCGCCGUCAGCUGCAGAAAAGCCCUGGGACUUGGUGAUUUGUGAUGAAGCGCACGUGAUGCGAACCAUCUCCACUUUGCUUGGCAAAGCCAUGCGGAAGAUCCAAGCUCGCUGUCGCAUUCUCCUCACUGGAACGCCUGUUCAGAAUGCCUUGCAAGACUUGUGGGCUCUCAUGGAUUUUGCGGAGCCAGGAUUGCUUGGGAAUCAUGCUACAUUUACCAAGCGAUUCAACGAUCCCAUUGAGAAGGGCAGUUUGAGGGAUGCUCCAGCUUCUGCAGUGGCCUUGAAGAAGCACCUUUGCGAACAGCUUUGGAGCCUGGCGAAGCCUCACCUCCUCCGCCGCACCAAAGAGCGCCUGAACGCCACGGCCGGCGAAACGGCGGUCAUCGGCAAGCCAUUGCCCAACAGACUGGAGUUUGUGGUUUGGCUCACUCCAUCUCGAGACCAAGUGCGAACGUACCAGAAAGCCUUGGAGACCAGUGACAUCAUUCAUGAAGCCAAUAGCAAGAGCAAACUUGGAGUCGAAGUGUUCCGCGCCAUCGGACUACUCAAGAGGCUUUGCAAUCACCCACUGCUGGGAGCAAAAACGGAGGCUUGGCGUGACUUCUUGACCUCUGCGGGCAAGGUGGACGACGAAGCUGUCGGUGAAGAUGUGGAGCCUGGUAAAGCCGUGGAGCGAAUGCUGAAGAGCCCUGGCAGAUGGACCUUGAAGCGUGACACGGCCUCGCUGGUCCAUCAAAGCGCCAAGUUGCAGUGCCUCAGUGCUUUGCUACCUGCUUUGGCUUCUGAUGGUCAUCGAACUUUGAUCUUCUCACAGGGUGUGAGGAUGAUGGAUUUAGUCGAGAUUUGCGUCCUGAAACGCUUGGGCAUCACAUACCUGCGAAUCGAUGGACAAACUGACGUUCAUGCACGAAAUGAUCGGGUGCAGAAGUUUCAGACGGACUCACAGUACAGCUGCAUGCUUUUGACCACAAAAGUGGGUGGCUAUGGCCUGAAUUUGACCUCCGCCGAUCGCGUCAUCAUCUUGGAUCCUGCAUGGAACCCAGCUGUAGACAUGCAGGCAGUGGAUCGCGCGCAUCGGAUUGGUCAAGAGCGUGAAGUGAAGACAUAUCGGCUGAUCAUGAGUGGCCUCAUUGAGCCUGCAGACUUGAUGAGUUUCAUGUUCCAGCAAAGAACCUGUGGCAAAGUUUGGACAAAAUCCUUGUCCCGCUUACAAGUCUUCAAGAUGGGUUUGACCAAGACCGCCUUAGAGACCAAACAGCAACAACGGUAUUUCACUGCUGAUGAGAUCCAUGGCUUGUUCGAAUGGACAGACCCCGCAGAGGGAGAGACGAGAAAACUGCUGCGUGAUAUGCAUGGAAUCGAAGACUGCACUACUCAGUGCGACAAGGGGCUGGCAAUCAGACCAACCGUGGCAGGUUUGAGCAGUUUCUCAUACCUCUACAACACCUUGCAGGUGGAGGACGAAGUGGCUGAAGAGAUGGCGCCGGAAGUGAGGCUGAUGAAGGCUCAGCUCAAGGUGGCUGAGGAAGCCGCCGGUAAGGCGGCACAGCUGCGGGCGGAGGUGGAGCUGUCGUUGCAAAAAGCUCAGCAGGAAUUGCAGACCACCAUGGAAGAUUUGGGCAACGGCCGGGCCAACCGCAGUGCAGCGGGGCAGCUGAAGAAAGCUCAGGCAGCAUUGACGCAGAAAAAACGCAAAGAGGGUGCCAUCAUAUCAGAAGCUGAGAAAGUAAAGAAAGCCACGGAGGCGUCUGCACAAGAGGUGAAAGCUGCUCAUGAGCAGCUGUCAAAGCUCAAAGAGGAGGUUUCCACAGCACAGCAAGCUGCAGAUGAAGCCUCCAAAGCCUUCUGCGAAGUUGAGAGGCGGUUAGUGCAUUGCAUUGCGCAAGCCCAGGAGAAGGCUCUGAAGACAUUGGAAAAGGCCAAAGCCAAAGCAAUGGAGAAGGCUUCUCAAAAGUUAUCUCAGGCCUUGGAGGCUCACCAAGAAAGCAAGGCGGCAGUUGCAGAAGAGUGGGACAAACUACUGGACAUCGAAGCUCGAUACGAAGAGUGCCAGGGGGAUAUGAACAUCGUGAUGCAAGGCUUCGGAAAUGAAAACUGCAUGCCCUUAAGGACAUCCCAAGCUGCACGGCGCAACACCGAGAAGGAGAAGGCAGCAGCUGAGAAGACCAUGGCCAAGGCCGUUGUAGCAAGCUCAAAAGCCACUGAACAGUUGAACCAAGCAACGUCAGACUUCCGCAAGACGCUACCAGCUACAGACUCGGGUGGGGAAGCUACACGGGACCAGGAGCUGGAGGAAGCCUGGACGGCGCUGCUCCAUCAUCGCGAUGCCUAUGCCAAAGCGCAGGCACAGAAGCAUCGCACCAUCCGUGGCAGGCUUAGUGCGGCCCGGAAGUUGAAGGAGCAGAAUGCCAGACACGCAUCUGUGGAAAAAGAAAGUGCCAAAGCAUCAAAGGAGUUGCAGGCUUGGCAGGCGGAGCUGGCCCAGCUGGAGCAGCAGGUCGCCGAGGCGGAGGCUCAGAGUCGGCAGCUGGAGGAAGCCGAACGACUGAAGAAGCGCAAGCGGGAGGAAUGCCGCAUCACCAUCGGUGAAGCCAAAGAGUCAUUGAAAUCUGCCCGCUUGGCUGAGAAAACUGCGGCCGCUGAGAGAACCGCCCUGUACAAGCACUAUGCACAAGCUGACGACACCCUGAAAGACGCCUUGAAGUCGGCGCGCUCGGAUGAGCGCGCGGCCGCGGCGGAGCGGCAGAAGGCCAUCGCGGCGAUUCAGGCGUUGAAAGCAGAAAAGUACGAUGCGAAUCAGGUGGUGGAAGCCUAUGAAGCCAAAAAACGAGUGCGACAGGAUGCAGAUAUGGCAUGA
Cladocopium goreaui is the source of this 3937-nucleotide messenger RNA. Lineage: Eukaryota; Dinophyceae; Suessiales; Symbiodiniaceae. The record is from the annotation of a GenBank genome assembly.